AUGCUAAUACUUGAACAAUCAAAAGCAGAAUCUGACAGUAAAGAUGGCGAUAUCUUAAAACUGAAUGACGGUGUAACUCGUUUGCAAUCGGAAUUGGAUGAACUCAGACAUAAACUUAAAGAGGAGCAAUCAAAGGUGUUUUGGCUUACAGUUGAUAGUGAACAUAGUAUCAGAAGGAAAACUCAAACCGACAAUAAAAAGACUACAGAAUUAGAGGUGGAAAACUUACGUUUUGAAGUAAGAAUUUUGAAAACUGAGAACAAGAAAUUAGAAGAGAAAAGAAGGCGAAUUUUACAGGAAAAAGAAGACUUGUCACUGAUGCAUUCAAGAGAACUAAAAUUAAGGGAGGAAGAAAUCAAAGUUCUGAUCAGAGAUAAGGAAAAGACGAAGUUGGAACUUCAAUCUCUUUAUGUUAAAAAUAAAGAAUAUGAAAAGAAUUUAAAGAAAACCAAUCAAGAUUCUGAGAUCCGAUGUCUGAAAGAUCAAGUUAAUGACCUGAAGAAAGAAAUCCACAUCUUGGAAAAGCAAGCAGACAAUUUGAGAGAAGAAAAAAUCCAAAUUCAUAGGUUCCUGUUUACAUGA
Messenger RNA from Saccostrea echinata, 582 nucleotides. RefSeq names its product myosin-2 heavy chain-like. Lineage: Eukaryota; Metazoa; Mollusca; Bivalvia; Ostreida; Ostreidae. Bases 1 to 582 code for a protein of 193 amino acids. The record is from RefSeq and is a predicted model, not a curated record. The transcript has 6 exons.